Papilio machaon (common yellow swallowtail) is the source of this 1487-nucleotide messenger RNA. RefSeq names its product succinate--hydroxymethylglutarate CoA-transferase. Gene Ontology annotation, molecular function: catalytic activity. The transcript has 3 exons. The record is from RefSeq and is a predicted model, not a curated record. NCBI's taxonomy places the organism in Eukaryota, Metazoa, Arthropoda, Insecta, Lepidoptera, Papilionidae. The coding region runs from base 113 to 1408 and encodes 431 amino acids.
UUCUAUGUUUGAUGUGUUAUUACUACGAUACGACAAACUAACUUCAUGUUUAGAUAACCGGUAGGCGCUCGAAGUGUCUAUAGGUUGUUUUAUUUAAUACAUCGUAAUCAUAAUGGGAUCUACAAAAACUUUUGGCGCGUACAUUUUGAAACCUAGUUUUCGUAUUUUUAACUUGUUAGCACCCGUUAUAAGACGAAAUUAUUCUUCUAAAUCGGCGGGUUUACUUAGCGAUGUGAAUGUGUUGGAUCUUACGCGGGUAAUCGCUGGCCCUUUCUGUACUAUGACUCUAGGUGAUUUGGGCGCGAACGUAAUAAAAGUAGAGAGCUUAGAUGGUGAUGAAGCAAGAAAGUGGGGACCACCAUUUCUAAAAGGCAACAAGGAUUCCUUUUAUUUUAUGGCAGUUAAUAGAAAUAAGAAAAGUAUAUGUGUUAAUUUCAAAUCUGAUGAGGGUAAAAACUUAAUGUAUGACUUAGCUAGGAAAUGUGAUGUGUUAGUAGAGAACUUUGUGCCGGGCAAGUUGGACCAACUUGGAGUGGGCUAUAAUGAUCUGAGCAAAGUAAAUCCUAAGCUUAUAUACUGUGCUAUCACUGGUUUUGGUCCUACUGGACCAUAUGCGAAGAAACCAGGUUAUGACGUAAUAGCAGCUGCAAUGGGUGGACUACUGCAUACAACUGGAGAACAGAAUGGUAACACAGUGAAGCCCGGUGUUGCCAUCACAGAUAUAACUACUGGCCUACAUGCAUUUGGUGCUAUAAUGACAGCCCUGUACUAUCGGAAAAAUACUGGAAAAGGACAAAAGAUAGAUUGUAAUUUGCUAUCAACUCAAAUAUCAAGCAUGAUUAAUGUUGCAAAUAUAUAUUUGAAUUGUGGUAUAGAGCCAAAACGUUGGGGAACUGCACACGCUAACAUUGUACCAUAUCAAGCGUUUAAAACUAAAGACGGAGAAAUUGUUAUAGGCACGGGAUCAAAUGCACAAUUUGCUGAUCUUUGUAAAUUAAUCAAUAAAGAUGAUUUGAUCAACGAUGAAAGAUUUAUAGACAAUUCCAUGCGUGUACAAAAUAGAGAGGAAUUGAUUAAAAUUAUAAGCGAUGUUAUUGUUACGAAAACAAAGAAGGAAUGGGCGGUGAUAUUUAAAAAUGCUUCGUUUCCCAACGGACCAGUGAAUACUAUGAAAGAUGUGUUUGAAGAUGAGCAUGUGAAAGCAAUAGAACUGGUUAAAGAUCUACCCCAUCCGGAUGCGGGGUCUGUGAAAGUAGUAGGACCCCCCACUGUGUAUAGUGUGGGGGGUAAUUGCGCUCGGACUGCACCCCCUACUUUAGGACAACAUACAAGAGAUGUGUUGGCAAACUUUCUUGGAUACCAUGAAGCUAAAAUUAAUGCUCUCUUUGAAGGAAAAGUCAUCAGAUAAAUUUCAUCAUAAAGAUGUUUAUUUCAGAUAUAUAAAGAUAAAAAUGACAUUAUCUUACUGAAGAGCUGAGUAAAUACCU